CGUGCCCGCCCUCCUGGUGCCGCCGCUCCUCUCACGCCGCCCGGCCAAGUUUAAACACCCCCUACUCCCCUACCGCCGAUCUGAGCCUGAGUUCGUGGGAGUUGUGAGGGGCUGCGGUCUGGGUGAGGGUCUGCCCGGUGAGGGGACGCCUUUGGGUGAGGGGGGGGACCGGCUGCCGGAGGGGGACCCGGCGGGAACGCGCCCCGCCGCCGCCUAUGAGGGCGCCGCGGGGCCGGGCGAGCCAUGGACGGCGGCGGCGGGGCACCGCCCGCCUUGGAGAAGAACGCGGCGGAACUGACGGUCAUGGACGUCUACGACAUCGCCUCGGCCGUGGGGCAGGAGUUUGAGCGGGUGAUCGACCAGCAUGGCUGCGAGGCCAUCGCUCGCCUCAUGCCCAAGGUGGUGCGAGUGCUGGAGAUCCUGGAGGUGCUGGUCAGCCGCAACCACAUCAACCCCGAGAUGGAGGAGCUGCGGCUGGAGCUAGACCGCUUGCGCCUGGAGAGGAUGGACCGCAUCGAGAAGGAGCGGAAGCAUCAGAAGGAAUUAGAACUGGUGGAGGAUGUCUGGAGAGGGGAAGCACAGGACCUUCUUACCCAAAUUGCACAGCUGCAGGAGGAGAAUAAACAACUGAUGACAAACUUGUCUCACAAAGACAUUAAUUUCACAGAAGAGGAAUUUCAGAAGCAUGAAGGAAUGUCAGAGAGAGAGCGGCAAGUCAUGAAGAAGCUGAAGGAAGUGGUAGAUAAACAGAGGGAUGAAAUCAGAGCAAAGGACCGGGAACUCGGACUUAAAAAUGAGGACGUAGAGGCUCUUCAGCAGCAGCAGAACAGGUUAAUGAAAAUCAACCACGACCUGCGGCACCGGAUCACUGUUGUUGAAGCUCAGGGGAAGGCACUGAUUGAGCAGAAAGUGGAGCUGGAAGCAUAUCUGCAAACCAAGGAGCAGGAGAUGGGCAACCUGCGAGCAGAGCUGGGGAAACUGAGAGAAAAGCUGCAGGGUGAAGACAGCCAAAAUGGGGAGGAAGUAAAGGCAGAACCAAACAAGGAUGACUGCCUCUCAGAGUCAGAGAAGAUGGCAAUGGACUUGAAAGAUCCAAAUCGCCCAAGAUUCACCCUGCAGGAGCUCCGGGAUGUCCUUCACGAGAGGAAUGAAUUGAAAUCUAAAGUGUUUUUACUUCAAGAGGAGCUUUUAUAUUACAAAAGUGAGGACACAGAAGAAGAAACUAGGCCCCCUCAACCUACACCCAUAAUUCAGUCCAAACCCUCAACCCAGCCCGAAUCUGGAAUCAAACGACUGUUUAGUUUCUUCUCUCGUGAUAAGAAACGUUUGCAGGCAUCACAGAAAAAUGUCCACUUCCAGGACACUUUUGGAGAAUGGUCAAAUUCAAAUAAAGGUGACUCCUACACUGAACAAGGACAAGAAGCCCUGCAGCACCUGUGACUAAAAGCUUGAGGUGUUCAGUUUACUGCAGUAGAUCUCGACACUCUAGUAACAAGAAGCUCUAUAAACAAAUCUGGCAGCUCAUCACUUCUUUUUGCCUUGCACACCUUGGUGGUUGUGUUCCAGAUGCACUCUUCAAAAGGGAUCUCUCACUGUUUACUUGGGGACUGUUUGCUGAAAACAGAAUCCAAGCUUUGUAGGAACAGUCACCGAUACCCUGGGACAUCAAAGCUUCUAGAUGACUUGUUUUGUGCUGAAUAACGAGUCCAUGGUCUUGUUCAUGCAUUAACUACAGUAACACAAGCUUCUUUAAACCAAAAAAGGACCUGUGCCAUUAUUAGAAGUUUGUUUGCAGUGUACAAUAUCUAGUGGCAAAGACUCUUUUACCCUGUUUGUUAACACUAUUGGUUGUUUGCUUUUUAUUUCCCUAAGAAUUCUUUCAAGAGGGAUACAACAGCUGGUCAUGCUCCAUGGCAGGUCUCAACACUGCUGUGUCCUGUCAAGUUCUGCUGGCAUCUGUGUUUUGCAGAGUAGCCCCUUGGAAAUCCACCUGAUACAAAUUGACAAACUGGAGUAGCCUUGAGAGGGAUAGCAAGAAUAUAUUUGCCUUGCUGCUGAUAGUGCCUAAAGCAUGAUGAAACUGAUGGGUGAGGUGAGCAUGCCUUGCACUUUACUAUGAGUUCUGCAGUAUUAAUGGAAGAGAAACUGGUUACAAGGAGGAAUUCUAAUACUUCAUUUUUUCCUUCUUGCCAGCAGCAGACAGCUGCUGUAAAGGAAUUGGCUCAAGCAGCCACAUUCCUGCAGACACAUUUUUAAGUCAUUCUCCACUUUUCUGUCCAGAUGAGACUGCCUAACUUCAGAGUGAAAGACACCCUCAGCUAGCUGACAGGAACUAUUUUAACUGAAUUAGAGAUGACCCCAGCUCAGGACUUUCUCUCUGACUAGUCUAAAUACUAGGUGGCCAGAGUGAAUGAAUGCCAUGUGUGCAGGCUGCUCCACUGGUGUUGGCUGAUGUUUUGGAUAGCCUGCAGUUAGAGGGGCUUAACCUGCCAGUGAAAGCCCCUUGCAGCUGAACUGCCAGGAGGUAGGAUUUGCAGUUCAGCUUGUGAGACCCCAGGAUGUGACUGAGCUUGUACUUACAAAACCCAUGACACUAAAGCCCUGUACAGUGUAACUUUGCAUAGUGUGGUGUCAGCACAUGCCUCUGCACCAUGCACCCCAUGUGAGCCAGGCAGGAGAGGGUGAGCACAUCCAUGUCUGCUUGUGAGGGAAAGCACACAUGCUGGGAGAAGCCCUGCUGGAGUACCAUGCUGCUGGUGAGGAUUAUCUCUUUAUGGUGAGGCCAUAGGCAACUUAGUGCAGGAGGCUGUGAGCUGCUGUUGGCACCUUACCCCCAGCAACUACACUGCUUGGUAUAAAGUCUCUUCUGAGGAGUGGCACUAAGCAGAAAAAAAAUACAGGCUGGAGUAAAGCUCCAACUACUCCAGGUACUGAAAGUAGGAAGAAGUCUUGAAGAACUCCUGCAUGACAGCAAGUAAAGCAUUUAGUGCAGGCCAGUUUUUAAUGCAGGGUAAUCCAAGACUCUGGCUUCGUUAAAGUGUAUGGGCAGUGGUUCUUGGCCCAUCUACAAUGACACUGCCAGGGAACCAUUCUUGCAGUGAUGGGCUGAACACUGCCCUGCUCCUGACUGCAGCUGUGCUGUGUGUUGAACAGGGACGUUCCAUGUGCUCUAGGAAAGUGUUUACUGUGCCUCCCUUGUGUCACUGCAGCUCAGGGCAGGGAGGAAAUGUGGCCUUAUAUGAAAGACAUCUGCAUCUGAAAUAGUGAUGGGAUGCUGGUAUUGGUCAGAUUUUUUUGCCUGGUUACGUUUUGGUAACAUAUCCUAAGUUUUAUGCUUACAGAAUGUUGUAUCCAUAAAACAGCAGCACGUUCCCCCCUUGUGUGAAAAACUAUUCUUAAAUGGGGAGAGUGUCUUCAUUUAAUGAUAUGUAAGUGGCUAAGACCUUGGUUUCACUUCAAUUAGGGGGGAAAAAAAACCCACCCAUGGUACAGUUGUGUCAGGCAGUUAAAUUGUGGCCAACACCCAUUGUAUGGUUUGCAGGGGUUGGACACAUUU
Dryobates pubescens (Downy woodpecker) is the source of this 3556-nucleotide messenger RNA. It is a transcript of the gene RILPL1, whose product is annotated as Rab interacting lysosomal protein like 1. NCBI's taxonomy places the organism in Eukaryota, Metazoa, Chordata, Aves, Piciformes, Picidae. The coding region runs from base 244 to 1440 and encodes 398 amino acids. Gene Ontology annotation, molecular function: protein dimerization activity. The transcript has 7 exons. Gene Ontology annotation, cellular component: cytoplasm; ciliary basal body. The record is from RefSeq and is a predicted model, not a curated record. Gene Ontology annotation, biological process: cilium assembly.